Messenger RNA from Bicyclus anynana (squinting bush brown), 1787 nucleotides. RefSeq names its product venom serine carboxypeptidase. Gene Ontology annotation, biological process: proteolysis. The record is from RefSeq and is a predicted model, not a curated record. Lineage: Eukaryota; Metazoa; Arthropoda; Insecta; Lepidoptera; Nymphalidae. The coding region runs from base 156 to 1643 and encodes 495 amino acids. Gene Ontology annotation, molecular function: serine-type carboxypeptidase activity. The transcript has 9 exons.
AGCGGGUACUACGAGCCUCCAUUCGCUUCCCAACCCCCAGGGGAGGAACACAUCAACACAUAAUUAUUACAUUCUACAUAUACUCGUACUUCUAACUUUAUACCAAAUUCUUUAAGACGUUUAGUUCCGCAACUUUGAGAGUAAAAAUACCGAUAAUGCUCUCGAAAUGGCUGAUAUUUUUUACAUGCACACACCACGUGCUAACCGCAGACCCGUAUUCCCUACCUGACUUACCACCAGGGGAGGCCCCUGAACCGAUCGUUACAUUCAUGGAGAGGACCUACCAGCCUGGGCGAAGUAGAGCUGGCUACGAUGGAGGAGACCCUCUACUGUUAACUCCUCUGAUAGAGGCCAACAAGCUGGAAGAGGCGCGACGUGCGGCGUACGUCGACCCUGAUUAUAUUCUGCCUGGUAUGGACAGCUAUGCGGGAUAUUUAACGGUAAAUAAAGAAUACAAUGCCAAUCUUUGGUUCUGGUAUUUCCCUGUGGCAGACAGGUCUGUGGAGGAGACACCAUGGAUCAUUUGGUUCCAAGGAGGUCCUGGCGCGUCAUCGCUGUUUGGACUCUUCACUGAAAUAGGGCCCUUCUCAGUUUCAGAUGAUUAUACAAUUGAAGAAAUAAAAUACUCGUGGGGCAAGAACCAUUCUCUUCUAUUUAUCGACAACCCCGUCGGCACGGGAUUCAGCUUCACCGACGAUGACCGAGGCUUUGCUACUAAUCAGACCACCAUUGGUGAAAACUUAUACACAGCACUGCAGCAAUUCCUGACCAUGUUCCCGGAACUACGCAAAGCGCCUUUGACUAUAGCAGGGGAGUCCUACGCGGGCAAACAUAUUCCUUCCCUAGGCGUUCAAAUUCUAUGGAACAGGGAUCAUGACGAACCGAUAAAUUUACAGGGCUUAGCGAUCGGCAAUGGAUUCAUCGACCCACUGUCGCUGCAGAGGUACAGUUUCUUCGUGCGCGAAGCUGGUCUGGUGGACGACAAAGUGGCCAACUUCAUGGUACAACUGGAAACUGCUGUCGUCCAGUUCAUCAACUCAGGGGAAAUGCUUAAAGCAUACGCUUAUUACAACUAUUUACUCCAGCUUUUCCUAUCGGAAUCUAAGCUGAACAACUUGUACAACUAUUUGCAAGAUGACAUAAGUUUGGAAGGUGCUUACCUCGACUACCUCCAGAGAGACGAAAUAAGACGAGCGUUGCAUAUCGGGAAUACUAACUUCACGUCUAUCGGGGUCGUGUACAGGAAACUUGUGCCUGACUUCAUGGCGAGCGCGAAGGCUUGGUUGGAGGAAUUGUUAGAAAACUAUAGGGUUUUGCUCUACAAUGGUCACCUGGACAUCAUUGUGGCGUACCAUCCAUCAGUAAACACCUACGAGUCGCUUUCUUUCUCCGGCACGUCAGAAUUCAGAACGGCAAAGCGCCGACCUUGGUACCACGACGAGAAGUUAGCUGGGUACUACAAGACAGCUGGAAACUUGACUGAGGUGAUGGUCCGGGGGGCUGGGCACAUGGUGCCAUCAGAUAAACCAGCGGCGGCUCUGGGACUGAUCUCCGCCUUCGCCCGCAGUAUCACCCUCGAGGCAGACACCGGAGUAUUGGUGGACGUAGAAAAAAACUUGCGAACACACAGGCCUCCAUUGUAGUAUUUCUUAUCUCGUUUGACAACCUCUGGCGUGCAAUUAUUGUCUUAGCCUUAAGAUACCUAAUAACUCACGAUUUUUUAUAGGUAGGUAGGUAAUUUUCUUUUUUGUAAAUAGUUUGAAUAAAUAAUAAUAAUACUGAGUGUA